Messenger RNA from Protopolystoma xenopodis, 450 nucleotides. NCBI's taxonomy places the organism in Eukaryota, Metazoa, Platyhelminthes, Monogenea, Polystomatidea, Polystomatidae. The record is from the annotation of a GenBank genome assembly.
AUGGGAAAGAUGCGCUUUAUUCAAAGAUAUUGCUACGCGAUAUUCGAUUCAGAAUCAAGUGUACUUAAGCUGCUGUCUGCGUGUCGAGGUAAAGAAAAAGGACUCUACAUUGACUUUGCUGAUCUUUACUCGAAGAGACUCCGAGGAACAUUCAGCAAGCGUAUAACGAAUUCAUCGGACCUUCCAAGCAAACUGUCAACUUCAAUCGGCAUUGCUUACGAUAAUCUCUCUUGGCUGCAAAAAGAUCAGCUAACUUUGGCAUCUUUCUUCAUGAAUCGAUAUGUCUCUAGCCUAGGACCUAUCCAAGUAAUACCCUGGGAUAGACGGGAUUCAGAGUAUUCCCGAACGCAACAUACAGACAUUGAUCCAACUGGAAUGAGAAGCAACAAGGGACGAAUUUUUACUAAAUCCUCCAUUUUCUGCCACGAUAAUAACAACAAUAACAAGUGA